Molecule: messenger RNA, 5675 nt
Organism: Hemicordylus capensis (graceful crag lizard)
Lineage: Eukaryota; Metazoa; Chordata; Lepidosauria; Squamata; Cordylidae
Gene: STX1A
Product: syntaxin 1A
Exons: 13
Coding region: 489-1268 (259 amino acids)
Biological process (GO): synaptic vesicle fusion to presynaptic active zone membrane; intracellular protein transport; exocytosis
Cellular component (GO): presynaptic active zone membrane; endomembrane system; plasma membrane
Molecular function (GO): SNAP receptor activity; SNARE binding
Source: RefSeq, a predicted model, not a curated record
ACCCAGCUGGAAUCAUGGCUGAAUGGAGAUUUGAACUCGGGUCUCCCCGGUCCUAGUCCAGCACUCUAACUACUACACCAUGCUGGCUCCUUGUGACAGUGUCCUUAAAUUUUAAAAGGAUGCAGAUGGGUGUCGAGAAGAACAGUGAAAUAUGGUCAAGGGCCUGUGAAACGAGCACUGAGAGGACGGACGGGGACGUGAUGGCACUCUGCAAAUCCCUAAAGAGCUGUCCCACACAAAGCGGGAAAGCAGGAACAAGAAGCAGAGAAUUGACUCCAGGCAGCUGGCAGGCAAGGUGGAUCCUCUCCAGUCAGCAUUUCUGGCCUUGCUGAAUGGCUGAGAAGGAAUAGGAAGGACCAAACCAUCAUGGGCUGUACCACGACAGACCUCUGCUUCAACUCAGCAUCAGCACGGAGGACUCUACUCUCCUGGCCAAGGAUAGCGAUGAGGAUGAGGAGGUUGCCGUCGGAGUGGACCGUGACCACUUCAUGGAUGAGUUUUUUGAACAGGUGGAAGAGAUCCGGGGCUUCAUCGACAAGAUCGCGGAGAAUGUGGAAGAGGUCAAGCGGAAGCACAGCGCCAUCCUGGCAGCCCCCAAUCCCGAUGAGAAAACCAAGGAAGAACUGGAGGAGUUGAUGUCCGAUAUCAAGAAGACGGCCAACAAAGUGCGCUCCAAGCUAAAGAGUAUCGAACAGAGUAUCGAACAGGAAGAGAGCCAGAACAGGUCGUCGGCUGAUUUGAGGAUAAGAAAGACACAGCACUCCACCUUGUCACGGAAGUUCGUGGAGGUGAUGUCGGAGUACAACGCCACCCAGUCGGACUACCGGGAGCGCUGCAAGGGGAGAAUCCAGAGGCAGCUGGAAAUCACUGGGAGAACCACCACCAGCGAGGAACUGGAGGACAUGUUGGAGAGUGGAAACCCAGCGAUUUUCUCCUCUGGGAUCAUCAUGGACUCCAACAUCACCAAGCAGGCACUGAACGAGAUUGAGACGCGGCACAGCGAGAUCAUCAAACUGGAAAACAGCAUCCGGGAGCUCCAUGACAUGUUCAUGGACAUGGCCAUGCUGGUGGAAAGCCAGGGCGAGAUGAUCGACCGGAUCGAAUACAAUGUGGAGCACUCGGUGGAUUACGUGGAGAGAGCUGUUUCAGACACCAAGAAAGCCGUCAAGUACCAGAGCAAAGCCAGGCGGAAGAAGAUCAUGAUCAUCAUCUGCUGCGUGGUCCUGGGCAUCGUCAUCGCCUCCACCGUUGGCGGGAUUUUCGGCUAGGGCGGCCGCACGGACUCUCAUCCAGCGGGAGCAUGGAGAAUCAGAGUUGAAAGGAAGCUUGGAGGUCUUCUUCUCCGACCUUCUGCUCAGGGCAGUCGUCGCCUACGACAUCCGUGACAGAUGGGUGUUCAGCCUCUGUUUGAAAACCUCUAGAGGAAGAGAGCCCUCCAUUUCAUGAGGCAGACUGUUCUACUGUCCAACUGUUAUUGGCCUGGUCCACACAGUCUUUCAAAUCUAAGGUUAAUGUGGGUUACUGUGACUGCAUGAACCCACACCAAGGUGGUUUAGGGCCCGAGAUGUAUCGGAGAUCUCCAUCUUGACAUAGAUUGAGGUAAUUACACUAAUGUUGGAAACCCACAUUAAACCUAGACUUGAACAACAAUAAUUAUCUUUAUGUAUUAUCCACCCCAUAACAAAUUGUUCCCUGGGCGGUUCACGACACAGGAUUAAAACAUACAAUAAAAUUUUUUGUUUUGUUUUUAACUAAUGUUUUACCUUUGUUUUUAUCUUGUUAUAAACCGCCCAGAGACAUAAGUUUUGGGCGGUUUAAAAAUAUGUUAAAUAAAUAAUAUCAAAUCAAAUCAAAUCAAAUAGCACAUUAAAUCAUAACAGACAAAAAGGGAGAAAAGAAAGCCAUUUUUAAAACUCAUUGUAAAAUUAGCUAGAAAUCAAAUCAGAUCUGAAAAUCGGAAUUUAAAAGGCCUGGGUGAACAAAAUAAUGGAUAGGAUAGAAUGUUAUUGAUCAGUCAGUUGGACAUAACAGUUGACUGUAGAUUUUAAAACUAAGCAAAGAUAGUACAGUAAGUUCAACCAAAAAGCACCAUAUCAAACCACGGCAGGUCUGAAACCAGGGCAAAAUGAAACCGAGAUUUAAACCCAUUUGGACCAGAUCUAAACGAUUGCAUGAACCAGGCCAUAGGAAGACCUUGUGCCUGUUGAGAUGAAAACCAUCCAAAUGUCUCCAUUCUCUUAAAUAAAUAAAUAGAAAAUGGCUAAGCACAGCAAGACAGUAGUCACUCCUGUCCAUCAAAGUCGUCCCCGGGCAUUAUGAUUUUAGGUAAUCCUCAAGGGUUUGCAUGUGCACCCAAAUGAAAGCACAGUUCAGAUGUUAUGUUUGCACGUGUGCAUGCAUCUGUACAUAGGCCAGUUCAGAACAUCCAUUAAUUGCGGGGGGGGUCAUCUGAAUUGCCCCUCUACACUAGAAAACCUUGUCGGGGCGAUUCAGAUUAUCUCCCCAGCAUGCAAUUAGACAUGUUGCAGGGGCGGGCAUGUUCAUGCCACGGCCCCAGGGUAGCAGCAGGCUCACUUGAACCAGCCUUGUAUGUAUCUGCACGUUAUGUUUAGUACAUUUGAAGUAAGACGCUUCUGCAGUCAUUCACACAACCGCAUGUACAGAUGCCUGUAUGCAGGUACAACGUCACGUCCGAAUAGGGCUGAAGCUGGAUACAGGUGCCAAAACGGUGUCUCUGCAAGCCUCUGCUUGGUCCAAGCAGCCCCAAGGGGUGUAGCGGCUUCUCCUUCUUGUUUACGUGGUGGCAAACACCGCUCGCCAUUGCAUACACUGCACGGGCCCCGGGGCGAAGCCGAAGCCGUCCCUCUCCUCUGUGGCGUGGCGACUCCUUUUUCCCCAGGUUCUGCCCUAAACGCGCGGACCAGAACCAAGUAUGCAAUUUGUAUAUUUGCAGCUGUAACUAUGCAUGGCCCUCGAGUCUUCCCCCGUCUUUACCCUGCAUGGAGAAACAACCCGCUCUCCGACUUCUGUGCCUCGGCCCUGGGUUCGAAACUGAGUAACGAUACCCUCGCCUCUCACAAGCAACCGCUUCCUUUGCCUGCCGCCUUUUCUCUUCAAAACCUCUUAGUCCAGGUUCUGGCCAGCUUUCCCAGUGAUUCCCAGGCGGUGUUGACUACAACACCCAUCAUCUCCCACAGUGGUCUUUGGCUGUGGAUGAUGGGAGUUGUAUUCAACCCCACCUGGGAACCCGUUUCAUGGAACACGGAUUAUGGUUGUGCUUUCCCCAUCUUCGUUGUGCCUGCUUGCGGGGGCAGAAAGGGGGCUUAGAAGUGGGUUCGCACCAAGCAGAAGGGCAGCGUUGUACUGGGAUUCCCCGCCACUCUAGGGCAGGGUCCUAGGGGGUGGAGCCUGGGGCUGCUGUUGCUCUCAUUAUUACCAUUAUUACCAUUAUUAUUAAUUUAUGUGUUGUUUUAGAAGUAGAGAAGCUGCCCAUAGCUGUGUCGCGUGACGAGGGAGGAUUUUGCUGACGGCUUCCACAGUGAGUUAAGGAUGAUGCCCACGGGCUGCCCGGGACGGUGAUAUAUGCAACACAGCCAAGUGCCAAACGCCCCAGAACUGCAACCGCCUCCCCUGGCCCAGCGGCUUCAUCUUGAACUCGGCUCCCUAGAAGUAGGCCGGUCCAUCCACCAGCUACCUCCUCUUUGCACAUGGGCAGUGGCACUGUGCCUACUUCUAGCCUGUUGCUACCGGCAGCUUCACAACACCAGCAGUCUCUUAAAAAGUAGAAAAGGCUUUGAGUCAGGGGCACACGCUGUCCAGGUCUGGCUUGCUUCUCCCCGCUUUCCCCCUGCAAAAGUCCUACCCUGGGGCAAUUCCAAAGGUAACAGAAUCAGGCCCCUUUGCCACUUUCCCCAUGACUGUAGCCAUAAGCCAAUUUUCAGGUUGAUAUUCUAUAGACCCACUGGCAAGAGAAUUUCUCCUACUAAAAGGGUGUGUGUGUGUUUUGUUUUACAAAACUCUUAAAUAUCAUAUAGUGCCAAAAAUGUGCAAAAUGAGUUGGUAACAGAAUGGGAAACGGUGUCCAAAAAUUCUGAUUCCCUUACCGACAUAUCUUGCACAUUUCAGACACUAAGUACAAUAUUUAAGGGUUAAGAUAUGGCCUUACAGUAGGAAAAGUCCUUUUGCCAGUGGGUAUGCAGGAUAUCAACUUGGGAAAUUGCACAUGGCUACAGUAACUGAAAAAGCGGUAGUGUGCCCGAUUCCGUUACCUUUGCAAUGCCCCCCCCCCCCCGUGCUCAAAAUCUGGCAAUCCUGGAGGCAUUGCGUGCAGGGCGGCUGUGACUGGGUCUUAAUCUGCCCAAUAACGGCGACAGCUGUCAUCUUGGCUGAGCCAGAAGCUGCUUUCGAGAGAGGGUGAUCGAGGAUCGAGGAGGAUUGCCCUGAUCCUCGGAGAGCAGGGCGGGAGAGAUCCUGCUCCGAGAGGGAAGGAAGGCAAGGCAAGGCUGCUGCAGCGUGGAGACCGCCUCUCCCUCUUCAGAGCUACUGGAGUUUAGCGCCACAGCCUUUGAGCUUCCAGAAGUGAAGAGGACUGGCGCUCUGCUUGAAGUGCCUGGAGCAGAGGCACUGGGCCCAUUCUCGGGACUGACAGCUGUGUAAGAGGAGUGUCCAGCCAGGCUCGGAGCCUCGUGCGCCAGGGAAGUGAUUGUGUACUAGCAGCAAUUGUAUAGCCAGCACCGUAUCAAGGGCGGCGGAGAAGUCCGCCCCGCUCCACCUGACCAAAAUCGCAGCGAUCACUUCCCCUGCCCACCUGCCUCGAUUUUUGCCGACCCACUGCCGGUUCUUGGGAGCUCACGUGGGGCUUGGAGCCUGGCUGGCCAGCCAUGCCUCCUCCUCCUCCUCAGCUUUUUGGUUGUGAGAGUGAGCUUACUGUCUAUUCCCUGUGGGUAGGCAAGUGAUCUUCCUCCAAUCCCGCAGUGGCCAGCACUGCAGGAACCAGUUGAUAAAAAUAACCUCGCCUAAUAAGGUAGAUGGGAGCCGGUCUAAACGUGUUCUUGGAGCUCCGUUUCUCUCCCUCGCCCUCUGGAGCUUUGGGGGCCAGCCUUCCUUCCGCCCCAGCGAACUCCCCUAACACUGCCACAUUCCGAUACGACCAACACAGGGGAGGGAGCAUUGAGAUAACGGCGGUGCUGCAGCAGCCACUAACCCCCCGGGCCCACUCCCUCCAGUGAUCUGUCUCUUCUUGCAUGUUGAAACUGAGCCGUCGGUGGUGUGUGUUUGUGUGUCGGGAAGCUGUUGUGCUCUCCGGACCUUCCUCGAGGACUCAAAAGUUCUGCUGCCACGCCUCCUGCGGCAGUAUUCCACCUCCUUGCAGGGGGGGCGUCUGACCAAAUGUCCUUGACGGGUCUUUUUAUUUUUUGGAGGCUUCACCUGGAGUCCUACCGUUGCUGUGCCGCGUGAACCAAGUGCCCUUGUCGCCUCCCAUGGCCCUCCGACCCGCCUUGCUCCCCGUCUCGGUGGAUUUCAAACUGUUCCCGCCUUUCAGUGGUCUGUCCGUCUCCCUCCUUGCUUCCUUCAACCUCGUGUCCCCCACCCUUCUCCAGAACUUCAGGUGGAAGAACAGCUUCCUUUUUAUGGGUGUAAUUUCAUGUCGAUUAAAAGUAUUUAUAUCUGUGAAA